Molecule: messenger RNA, 687 nt
Organism: Helianthus annuus (common sunflower)
Lineage: Eukaryota; Viridiplantae; Streptophyta; Magnoliopsida; Asterales; Asteraceae
Exons: 2
Coding region: 1-687 (228 amino acids)
Source: RefSeq, a predicted model, not a curated record
AUGGGUGACAAACUGGAAUCAUCCGCCAAGCAACCUGCUCAAACAUCUCUCCACCCCGUUUACACGGUCACAGACAUUCAGAAAAAGUUUUUGGAUCACAUCACUACACAACCACCUGCUAAAGAUGACCCUACAUACGAACAGUGGAUGAAGAUUGACGCUAUUGUACUCCAGUGGAUCUACGGUACCCUGUCAGAAGAUUAUCUCCUUCGUGUCCUCGAGGCCGAAUCAACUGCUCUUGAAGCCUGGGAGCGGGUUAAGGCCAUCUUCCUAAACAACAAAGACCCCAGAUGCGCUGCACUCCAACAGAAAUUUAUCAAUCUCAAACUCAGUGCUCUUCCAUCUUUAGACGUCUACUGCCAGACACUCCGGGAUCUGGCAGCCCAGUUGAAUGAUGUCGGCUAUCCCAUCAACGAACAAAGUCUGGUUUUGCAACUGGUCCAUGGGUUACCCAUGGAAUAUGACACAAUUGGCUCUAUUAUUAAUCAGUCUUUGCCAUCUUGGGAAGAAGCCUGCAACAUGCUCCAAUCGGAACUCGAACGACACGCUGCUCGGGAAGGUAACCAUGUCACUCCAUCUGAGGCUUUGGCCGCCGUGUCAUCCACACCGCCGCCUCCUCGCCGAGACAACACCCGCCGUGAUAGCCAACACCGGGCGCCUGGAAACAGACGCAACCCUUCGGGAUGA